UCUGUUGGGUCUAACAAAACAAAAUCAACGCCUCCACAAAACCUCUGCUUCUCUCCCUUGUCGUCGUCGUACCUCCGUGGAAAUCGGAAAUGGGAACCCUAGGACGAGCUAUUUACACUGUUGGUAACUGGAUCCGCGGCUCCGGCAAAGCUCUCGAUCGUUUCGGUUCUCUUCUUCAAGGGAGCCACCGCUUCGAAGAACACCUAUCGAGGCAUCGGACGUUGAUGGAUGUGUUUGAUAAAUCUCCAUUGGUGGAUAAGGAUGCGUUCGUGGCUCCAAGUGCAUCUGUUAUUGGUGACGUUCAAAUCGGGAAAGGCUCCUCUAUUUGGUAUGGCUGUGUUCUUCGAGGUGAUGUGAACAACAUCAGUGUUGGAUCCGGGACGAAUAUCCAAGAUAAUUCUCUUGUACACGUUGCAAAAACCAAUCCUGGUGGGAAGGUUUUACCUACUACGAUUGGGGACAAGGUCACUGUAGGUCAUAGUGCUGUUAUACAUGGGUGUACUGUUGAGGAUGAGGCGUUUGUUGGAAUGGGAGCUACACUACUUGAUGGUGUGGUGGUUGAGAAGAGUGCCAUGGUUGCUGCUGGUUCUCUUGUCAAAGAGAACACCCGUAUUCCUUCUGGAGAGGUUUGGGGAGGGAAUCCAGCAAAGUUUAUGAGGAAGUUAACAGAUGAGGAGAUAGCAUAUAUCUCAAAGUCAGCAGAGAACUACAUCAACCUUGCACACAUUCAUGCCGCAGAGAAUUCAAAGUCAUUUGAUGAGAUCGAGGUUGAGAGAGCGCUUAGGAAGAAAUAUGCACGCAAGGAUGAGGAUUAUGAUUCAAUGCUUGGGAUUGUCCGUGAAACUCCACCCGAGUUGAUUCUUCCCGACAAUGUCUUACCGGAAAAAACUACCACCAGGGUUCCAACUACACACUACUGAUUCACCCUGUCUCAGCUUGUUUUUUUUCUUUCUUGUGUUAAAUCCUUUCAAGACAGGAUUGGUUCUCUGUAGAGAUUCUAUCUUUUGGUUUUGCCUUUUAUCGCGAGCAAGCAUGGGGGAAUAUCCUUUGCUCAAUAAUGCCGAAAGAAUAUGUACUGUUGCAUUAUGGUUUAAUGAAGUUAUUUCUUCCAAUAACAAUUGCAAAGAGAGAAACAAGAUGCUUUCUCUUUUUUUUUCUGCUA
Messenger RNA from Raphanus sativus (radish), 1162 nucleotides. Its product is annotated as gamma carbonic anhydrase 2, mitochondrial. The transcript is spliced from 5 exons. The record is from RefSeq and is a predicted model, not a curated record. Bases 90 to 920 code for a protein of 276 amino acids. Lineage: Eukaryota; Viridiplantae; Streptophyta; Magnoliopsida; Brassicales; Brassicaceae.